AUGAAUAAAUGUUUUUCUGAUGAAUACGAUAUUGAUUUUUUUUAUUUUACCAGUAAGAGAGCCAUACAACAGAUAUCAGAGUCAGUGUUUGUGGGACUGUGUCGUAAAGUGGGGACCUCACAAGUGGUGGCCAUGAGGAGAGAUGUGAUGGACAUCAGUGAGAUAGUGGAAAAUCAAGUGACAAAAAGUGAUGAAGACAGUGUGAUGGUGAGUGGAAGUCAAAGAGAAGGAUUCAGACUAGAAAGUUCAGAUGUAGACUUUAUGUUUUGGCCAAAUAAUCACCGUGUGAUCUGGGACUUAUCUCAGUCUCAAUAUUACAACACACGCAGACAAACACUGAUCCUCUGUGACUGUUCUAAUAGUCCACCAGGAUACACUUUGUUAUAUUUACUGUCACCAAGCAUGGAUAGAGGAAUCCAGAGAGCUUGCAAUAUAAUGUAUAAUAGACAAUACAUAUCUAGUUCUAAUUACAUACAGGUGAUGUGUUCUGCAUUAAUAAGCAAGAUGAGUCGGCAUGGACCUUGUGCAAGUGGGACAAUCAGAACAAUAGAAUAUGAUACUGCCCACUGUUUUGUAUGUGACUUUUGGCCGCCAUCUGCCUCCUCAUGGAUAGACAGAUGUCACUCUUGGCCCCCACCUUAUUUUGUGGAUAACAUAAUUAAAAAAGGAUGUCACUUUGUAGCUAUCGGGCAUAAGCUAGGAUGUCAUGAAGACCUUGAAUGGAGAAUUUCUUUUUCUCUAGCAGAGCAAAUACUUGUGUAUGCAAUGAACCAUUGUCAGUUCUUAACAUACGGCCUACUAAAAUUGUUCUUAACAGAAAUAUUCAACAAUGGAGUAGGUGAUGAAGAUAAAUUACUGUGUUCCUAUCACAUGAAGACGGCAGUUUUCUGGGUGAUUCAACAAAAUACAAUACCUCACUGGUGUCCACAAAAUCUCUUGGAGUGUUUCUGGGUCUGUUUUAAACUCAUCCUCAAAUGGGUGUAUGAGGGGGUCUGUCCCAACUUUUUCAUUCCAGAUAACAACAUGUUUCUGAGUAAAAUUCAUGGAAAAAAACAAUAUGAAUUAUUUAUGAGACUGCAUGGGUUGUAUGAAAAGGGUCUAACAUUCCUGCUACACAGUCCGACCAUCCGGCCUUAUAUUAUAAAUGUCCUUCAUAACCCCAGACUCUCCAUCUGUACAGAUGAACAUACUCUGAUUUCUGAGGCUGAGUUUGAUAACAACCUAUACAGUGAAAUACAGGCACAUGAAGCACUACACAAAUUAAACAUACAUAGUUAUAUGAGAUCUCUAGAAACAAAACAACAGAUGAUAGGUUUACCCUUCCUGACACAGUAUCAAAACUUACUGAUUCAGAGUCGUACAGUUUAUGUCCUUCGGAGCAUUGCUUUUAUAUUUCACAUGGAAACAUACACACAUAAAAACAAACUGAGGUAUAGAGCUGAUAAAAAUUCCUGUCACAUGCUGAAAUUAGCAACCAAAUUUGGUUGUAUUACUGAUAUGCUGUUCAUAGCCAUGUAUUAUUACAAGACACUUAGAUACAUGGAGGCUUUAUCUAUUAUAGAGAUGAUAAAGGUCAAGUUAGCAAAGCCAUAUGUGAUGUAUAUGUUACAUGUAGAUAAAGAGAUGUAUAAUAAGGCUGUAGGAGGACGGUCCUGGUCUACAAAGAUGAGACAGACUGUAGCAAGGAAUAUCACUCUUGACAAUGAAAUCCAUUAUAUCAGUGAAUUGAUACCAGAACAACAGUCUGCUCUACAGAAUGAGGAGGCCACCUUAUAUGUCCCACCCUUUAUACUGUUAUACAUGUUAGAGAUUUUGUGCUACAGACAUGUAGACACAAUGAGAGUACAAACAGCUCUAGAUGAUCUACAAACCCUAGUUCAAUAUGAUCAGGGACAGCUUAUACCUUUACCUUACAGAGACAUAUCGUGGCAGAUUCUGGGGAUCUGUCAGCAGGUGACAGGGAACCUCCAGGCUGCUCUAUACUCAUACCAACAAUCUCUCAGACAAGAUCCAUUCAACUGCAUACAAACAGCUACACAAAUGAGAAUAGAACAGGCAGGAUCACUUAAUUAG
This is a messenger RNA of Saccostrea cuccullata (small rock oyster), 2073 nucleotides long. RefSeq lists its product as uncharacterized. The transcript has a single exon. Bases 1 to 2073 code for a protein of 690 amino acids. Lineage: Eukaryota; Metazoa; Mollusca; Bivalvia; Ostreida; Ostreidae. The record is from RefSeq and is a predicted model, not a curated record. Gene Ontology annotation, molecular function: protein binding.